This is a messenger RNA of Brettanomyces nanus, 789 nucleotides long. RefSeq lists its product as uncharacterized. NCBI's taxonomy places the organism in Eukaryota, Fungi, Ascomycota, Pichiomycetes, Pichiales, Pichiaceae. The transcript has a single exon. Bases 1 to 789 code for a protein of 262 amino acids. The record is from RefSeq and is a predicted model, not a curated record.
AUGUCAGAACAUCAUCAGGCUAAGGCUGACACUAUCAAAUCGUCAUCUCUUGCUCAUAUCAAAGGUUACCCUCUUGUUUCCGAUUCUAUCAAAUUCAUAUCUAGUGUUCCUCUAACUAGUUUAAUUGCUCACUAUAUUUCACUUUCAGUUCAUUUUAUUUUGUCAUAUGCCAUAACGGUUCCCUAUUUUGUUGCUGCUUUCUCCUUUGUUGACUCAUAUGUGGAUUCUGGACUCUCCAAAAUCGACUCAGCACUCCCUGCUUUCACAAAAGUCUCUGCGUCUGAUAUUUCUCGUGUAAUCAGAUCGUAUCUUGGUUACUAUGUGUCUACAGCUUACCAUUACGUUGAAAAGUUUGCCGACCCUCUCAUUAAGAGCAUCAAUGAUCUUUACAAGAGAGGCUUGGAUUUCUUCUUACCUGUUAAGCUUUCUGACAGUAUCACUCCUACUGCUUCUGCUACUCCCGUUGACCAGGUUCACAGAUCUUAUGCUUUGGCUAAAGAGACUUAUUCUCGUCUACAGCCUUUCUUUAAGCAAGCUUCUGCUAUUCCAAAUCAUGUGUCAACCGUCUACAAGGACGAAAAGGCGCAGAGUUCUAGUACUCAUGAGGCCGUCGCUAAGACCACCACCAAAUUGUCUGGUGAGGUCUACACUACUCUUAAACCAAGAAUUGGCAAAAUUGUUGGUGCUGCACAAGCUACAUAUACUAAUACAGCUGCUGCGGUUGAUCCUGUGAUUCUCCCUAACAAUGUUGAUACUGUUAACUCCUCUGGAAUUGAAAUCAGAGGUUGA